This is a messenger RNA of Clupea harengus (Atlantic herring), 819 nucleotides long. RefSeq lists its product as uncharacterized. The coding region runs from base 265 to 819 and encodes 184 amino acids. The record is from RefSeq and is a predicted model, not a curated record. Lineage: Eukaryota; Metazoa; Chordata; Actinopteri; Clupeiformes; Clupeidae. The transcript has 6 exons.
AACACUCGCUUAUGGGUAAAACAAGUUGAGUUUACUGACGUCUAUGAACGGAACUUUUUAACUGCGUGCGCCGCAAUAAUGGUUUGAUCCUGUUUUUGACCACCCCUGUCAGACAUUUUAAAUCAGCCCAGACCAAAGUGAAACUAAAAAGUUACUUUAGACGCUCCAUUUUGUUUUCAUAUGGAAGACAGAAAAACGACGGUCUCCAGAUGUAAAGUGGUGAUGAUUCUCCUCAGCAAGUCCUGGGAUUUCCUGUGAGGAGAGAUGACUGAAUCAUCACAAAAGCCCAACCUGGCAUCAACAAACAUGGAGGACCAGAUAGAGAUGGGGGGAUCUAGCUCUAACAGGAGGUCACACUCCCCAACCCCCACCUGUGUGUCCAUGAAGAGUGGCCAGUCCAUGGGUCGACCACUCAACUUUACAGGAGGAGACUCUUCUACUGGACAGAUGGGGGGAUUCAGCUCUAACAGGAGGUCACACUCCCCAACCCCCACCUGUGUGUCCAUGAAGAGUGACCAGUCCAUGCCUCGAUAUAUCAAGUUUACAGGAGGAGACUCUUCAACUGGACAGAUGGGGGGAUCUAGCUCUAACAGGAGGUCACACUCCCCUACACCCACCUGUGUGUCCAUGAAGAGUGACCAGUCCAUGCCUCAUUAUAUCAACUUUACAGGAGGAGACUCUUCAACUGGACAGAUGGGGGAAUCUAGCUCUAACAGGAGGUCACACUCCCCUACACCCACCUGUGUGUUCAUGAAGAGUGAUGAUUCCAUGUGGCGACCAAUCAACAUUACAGGAGGAGACUCUUCUACUGGACAGUAA